ACGUUAGUGACAGGAAUUCUGCCUUCUGCCUUCUUGCCUGACUGGGGAGCAGUUUGUUUUCGGACGGAGGUAUUGCGUCGGCAUCAUAUGCAAAGGCCAUGUGGGUGUUGAAAUUGGCUGUGGCUGCUCUGAUCACGUCUGUACUGAAUGUUCCUUUCUCCCAAGCCACAGCACUAUCAGUCCAGCAGACUGAGGUGGCACACAUCUGCUCAGUAAGUGAUGACCAACGCAGCGCUGAUUGCCGAGGGCAGCACCUGGAUCAUGUGCCCAAAGAAAGCCUACCCACUACACUUGAGAAGUUGGAUCUCUCCCACAACAGGCUUCAGAGGAUUCGCAACACAGACUUCUCCCACCUGACGCGAUUAGCAGUGCUAAUGCUCGAGUAUAACAACAUUUCUGUCAUCGAGGAUAAGGCCUUCGAUUUUAAUCCCCUUCUGGAGGACCUGAACAUUUUCAACAACUCUUUAACUGUUGUGCCCAACAAAGCACUGGCAAAGCUAACUAGGCUAUGUAAACUGGACAUGUCAAAUAAUUUCUUCACUGAAGUGGCUCUGGGUAAUGCAUUUUCCACCUUCACCAGUCUACAGGACCUAUCUGUUGGAGGACCGUUUGUUCAAGAACUGAGGCAGAGCAACCUCAUUGCCCUACAAAAUGUCUCGUUGAAUAGGUUUGCCUUUAAAAGUGGUUCAAGUCUCCUCACGUAUGAGCCAGGCUCUUUAAGGUUUGUAAAGACCAAGAACAUGUGGUUUGAUAUCGCAGUGGACAAUAAACCACAUGAGCUAAAUACCAUGCUUAGUGAUUUGGCCAAUAAGUCUUUCUAUUCCCUUCGUUUCCGGAACCUGUUUGAGUUUGUCUACUACAUAGGACAAGAGGAUAUUUUUCAAGGUUUGAAGCACAUCCGAGCACAGCAGCUAAUUUUUCACCGUGGCAAAUUUAAUGAGAACCUGCUGAGGAUGGCCUUGAUGAACAUUCAGCAGAGCAACAUUAAGGCCCUCGGGCUACUGUAUAUCGACUUUGCCCGCUCUCCAACCUUUGUGGAUAGUGGAGCAGGGUCCAGCGUGACAGACCUAGCUCUAGACCUGCUUGUUCUUUCGGAUAUAAGCAACCCUGAUAUUUUACGUUUCGACUGGCGCUUCACCUGGUUCAGCAAGGUACGCAGUCUGUCUAUCAAGAAUGUCAACUUCAACUUUGUGCCCUGUGAUGCAUGGCUGAGCAUGGGUAGUAUGGAGAUACUUGAUGCCGCCCAAAAUCAACUGCAAGACCAUGAACUUAUCAACAGAAGGUGUGAUUAUGCAGGCACCAUGCCACUGCUUCACACUUUCAAUGUCAGCAAUAACAACCUUAAAAGUCUCAGUGGCUUUGCGGCCUUCGCAGGAGAGUUCAAGAAACUCCAGGUACUUGAUGUCAGCUACAAUGAACUUCAAACUGUUGAAGACAGUGAGUGCAACUGGAAGCAGAACAUCUCAAAACUAAUCGCACACCACAAUGCCUUGGUGGUCACAAGCCUGAAGUGUUUGCCCACAACAGUGCAGUAUUUGGAUCUUUCCUUCUGCAACCUGGAUCAGCUUGAUGUGAACUACUUCCGGCAAGCUGUCAACUUGCAAGAGCUCCAUCUCAACGGAAACAGAAUAAAGUUCAUCCCUUCAGGUUGGAAAAAUCCCAACCUGCAGUCCUUGUUCCUGGACGGGAACUCCUUUGGCCUUCUGAGCAUGAACUCUUUCCGAGACAUGCCCAGCUUAUUGACGCUCAGGGCAGGAAACAACCCGUACCACUGCACCUGCGACCUGUACACUUUCAUCCAGAAGACCACGUCCAAAAGCAGAGUGAACAUCACCGAUUGGCCGGAAAGUUACAAAUGCUACUACCCAGAGCACCUCCUGAACACCAUGGUUGCAGACUUCUUCCCAGGUCAUGUCGCAUGUGACAUAAGGCUUGUGAUUCUCAUUAGCGUGGUCACCACAGCUGUUGUGGUGAUUGGCAUCAUGGCAGUAUGCUACCUGUUUGAUGUGCCAUGGUAUACAAAGGCCACGUUCCAGAUCAUCAGAGCUAAGUACCGUGCCCACAAAGAAGGCUCCAGACCGGAGAAGGACUACAGUUACCAUGCGUUUGUUUCCUACAGCCACUCGGACGCAGACUGGGUGAACAACCAGUUGCUGCCCUGCCUAGAGGGCACCAGACCCCCAUACCGCGUUUGCAUUCACGAAAGGGACUUCACGCCGGGGAAGUGGAUCAUCGACAACAUCAUUGAGAACAUUGAAAACAGCCUGAAGGUCAUUGUUGUGUUAUCACAGCACUUUGUGGACAGUGAGUGGUGCAACUAUGAGCUCUACUUUGCACAGCAACGAGCCAUUGGUAAGACCUUCAGUGACGUCAUCCUGGUUGUGAAGGAACCCAUCGACCCCACGUCCUUGCCAAGCAAGUACUGUAAACUGAAGAAGAUGCUGAACACCAAGACCUACCUGGAGUGGCCUCAGCAGCCAAAGCAACAGGUCUUCUUCUGGGCUCAGCUUAAAAGUGUGCUGGGAAAACCCAGCUUCCCCCAACAACGGACCGGAAGCACUCGUGAUUCUACUACAAGUGUGCACUCUGUCAGCGAGCUUGCUCAGCUAUAGUACACACAUUCUCUGAACUACCCAACAGGAACACGAAAUACUUUAAAACAAAAGAACUGUUGUUUCCCAUGACAUGUGAGAUGUCCUUUCAGAAGUGUUUUUUAUCUGGUGGAAAUGAAACACCAGUCACUGUGGGCCAUUGUGUCAGUGUGGCAUGCGUAACAUGUCUCACCCUUAAACAACAAAGUAUUGCAGCUGGCUGGACCGGCUUGCAUAUGUCACAUCACGAAAGCAACAGGAAACUCUGCAAUCAUCCCCAGUCUCCUGGGCCCUCCGUCAACACAGCCUUUGAGGACCCACAUGGCCUUCGUGUGGAAAGUCCAAGACUCUCAAACCGAACGCUUGAAAGUGAUGAAAGGUCACAACUCAGCGGCUCAGGCGGGAUAUCUUGUGUCAUACUUGAAAUAACAAGUGAGCUGUGAGACAGACAUCCCACUCUGAUGAGGGCUUAAGGCCUGACACUCAGCUGACACUAAAGGGAUGAAUUCAAUCCAGUGGCUCAGGCUAGAAAGACUCAUGUGGUGUCAAAGGCAGUUAUAAGAUGUGUUACCUCAUUGGCUCUCUACAGGAAUUUAGAUUGGUUAGCAUGUUUGAGAAAGUAUUAAAGUGGAGCAAGAAACUACCAUAGAUCAUCCAAUGAGUGUGGAAAAUAAUGCUUAUCUUUGCAAUAAUGUAAUGUUUCCAUCUUGAUAUGCUGUAGGCUGUAUUAGCUCUGAUAUGAACAAAAUCACAAUGUAGAUGUUUUGUUGCAUUAUUUAUGUAGCUUGCCCGUCCUUCUACACUCAAGGCAGAAAUGGUGAAGUCUUUGAAUGAGGCAUAAUGUACAAAACAAAUAAUAACUUUAUAUUCAAUGCAGGUAACAUUCUACAGUAAUAAUGCAACAUGCCCCAAAACACAAAUGACAUCAAAUAACACACUACUGUAGGCAUGUGGGCUACACACAUUAUCAUUGCACACGUAUAUUAGAAGUGGCAUCUUUGGGAGUUUGUAUGACUGCUGACUGGACUAGAAUGUAAGAAUUAUAGGCCUAUGUAGCUUGAUCUGCAGAGCAGAGCAGUUUGUAAGGGCUAUGUUAGUUAUAAACAGAAUGUUCUGCCUCAAGAUGUGAUGAUGUUUUUCUCCUUAUGGGAGAAAAGGUGAGGAGUGUCAAUAGCCCUUCACAUUUUCUGAAUUAAAAGGGUAGAUCAUG
Engraulis encrasicolus (European anchovy) is the source of this 3801-nucleotide messenger RNA. It is a transcript of the gene tlr18, whose product is annotated as toll-like receptor 18. The record is from RefSeq and is a predicted model, not a curated record. Gene Ontology annotation, biological process: toll-like receptor signaling pathway; immune response; inflammatory response. Lineage: Eukaryota; Metazoa; Chordata; Actinopteri; Clupeiformes; Engraulidae. The transcript is spliced from 4 exons. Gene Ontology annotation, molecular function: transmembrane signaling receptor activity; protein binding. Gene Ontology annotation, cellular component: plasma membrane. The coding region runs from base 99 to 2612 and encodes 837 amino acids.